UUUUCUUUCUCUCUCUCUUUCUUUUCUUCUUCUUUUCUUUCCCUGUGCCGACGAUCUCGCCAUGCCCUUGAAGGAGGCGCAGAUUCCCUUCAAGAUCCACAUCGUUAAGGACCAUGACAUGAAGGAGAGGCUGUGCUUGGAGGUGGAGAGGCUAGGGCUCAGUGCCGUGAUCAUGGGGAGCCGAGGUGGAGAGGCUAGGGCUCAGUGCCGGAUGAUGACAAUGGUGCCGGUGCUGGUGGUUCUGCUGUUGCUCCUGCUGUUGUUGUUGCGCAUAAAAAAGGUUUUUGGCGCAAGCAAUGUGUCGAGGCUUUUAGUUCACCUUCCGUUGAGCGAUCGAUGCAAGGCCGCGAUGUCGAUAUCAUAUGAAGCUCAAGCCAGGAUUCAAGAUCCCAUAUAUGGAUGUGUUUCACAUAUUUUUGCUCUCCAACAGCAGGUGGUCAACUUACAAGCACAGUUAGCUUUCCUCAAGGAUCAAGCAGCUCAAAGCUUUGUCAAUGGCUCAAACCCUAAUCAAGCAGCUCAAAGUUGGAAUUAUGAGAAUGGAAUUAUGAAUUCAAAUAUCCCAGAAGAAAAUUUAGUGAAUAUCCCAGAAGAAAAUGUCUCAUAUGGCAGCUUCGAAGAGGGCACUUCUCAUUCCAUGUCUUCUUUUGGCAUGCAAACAAAUUACAACAGGCAAUGGGGUUUUCAGGAUGCUGAUGAGCUUCAAUCAGUGGUUUCCAGCUACAUUCACCAUCGAUGAGUAUAUUGGGAUGAAUAUAACUUUGUAAUAUGUAUAUGGAACUCCUUAUUUAUCUUUUGAAUGAAAGCUUUGUAUUCUGGGAUGCCUUAUGAAUGUGAAGUAAGGAAAUAUUUAUGUUUA
Prunus avium (sweet cherry) is the source of this 859-nucleotide messenger RNA. The record is from RefSeq and is a predicted model, not a curated record. Lineage: Eukaryota; Viridiplantae; Streptophyta; Magnoliopsida; Rosales; Rosaceae.